Molecule: messenger RNA, 1236 nt
Organism: Uncinocarpus reesii 1704
Lineage: Eukaryota; Fungi; Ascomycota; Eurotiomycetes; Onygenales; Onygenaceae
Exons: 4
Coding region: 1-1236 (411 amino acids)
Source: RefSeq, a predicted model, not a curated record
AUGCUGACACUCUUGUAUAGCCCAACAAAUUUUGCCAGUCAAAAGGGCAACCCACAGAGCGAAGACUGCCUGAAGCUCAAUGUUUGGUCAAAGGCCACCGGGUCUACGAGGAAACCAGUUCUGAUCUGGUUUCACGGAGGCCGUAUGGUAACCCUUGAUUCACUGGGCCUCGCAUUGAUCUCUGAUAUUCCCAUGUUUGUAGGAUUCAUCGGCGGAAGCACGAACAAUCCUUUUUACCAAGGCCAGUACAUGACCGACAAAGAAGAUGUCAUCAUUGUCACCGUUAACUAUCGACUCAAUAUAUUUGGUUUCGCCGGAGCACCUGGCCUGCCUCAAAACGUCGGUCUGCUCGACCAGCGCCUUGCUGUGGAAUGGGUUCGAGACAAUAUCGCUGCAUUUGGCGGCGAUCCAGAUCGAAUUACCAUCUUUGGCCACUCUGCAGGAGGCGUGGCUGUUGACUACUAUACAUAUGCUUGGAAGCAAGAUCCCAUCGUCAGUGGCGUCAUUUCUAUGGCAGGGACAGCGUUGAGUAUGGCCCCGAAUACCCCAGCGGAGUCCACCAAAUAUUGGAAUGCUGCCGUUACAGCGCUCGGAUGCCAGGACUCUAGUGAUACAGUUGCCUGUGUCAGGUCCAAGCCGUUUUCAGAGCUUUCUGCUGCAGUGUUGAAGGUUCCGCCGGAGCCCAGCAAGGCACUCCCACAGCCAGUUUUCCACCCAACAAUUGAUGAGAAGGUGGUGUUUUCGAAUUACGAAGAGCUUUCAGCCCGGGGAGAGUUUGCCAGAGUGCCUUACCUCGUCGGCAGCGGUGACUACGAAGCCGGAUAUUACAAAGUAUCCGCACACGGAGCAGGCAAACGUCUAACCGACGACCAAUGGAACAAAUUUAAUCUCGCCGCGUUUACAUGCUCUUCGGCCCGUGCGGCGCACAAUCGCGCAACCCACGGUGUUCCCGUCUGGAGAUAUCGCUACUUUGGCCAAUGGCCAAACACCGCAUUGUACCCGGGCAGUGGAGCAUACCAUGGCACCGAUGUGGCCCAAGUUUUCGGCACCGCCGCAGAUGCCAGCGGCGCGCCAAACACGGAUGCCGAAAAUCAGGUAUCUUCGCUCAUGUCGCAUGCCUGGGCGGCGUUUGCGGCCAACCCUGCGUCUGGACUGUCUGAGCUUGGAUGGCCACAGUAUUCUUCUUCUGGUGAGUCAAAGCCCCACGAACAUGCGCCCCGUUGCUGUGAUGUUUGA